Messenger RNA from Pyricularia oryzae 70-15, 1652 nucleotides. RefSeq lists its product as uncharacterized. The record is from RefSeq and is a predicted model, not a curated record. The transcript has a single exon. NCBI's taxonomy places the organism in Eukaryota, Fungi, Ascomycota, Sordariomycetes, Magnaporthales, Pyriculariaceae. Bases 667 to 1236 code for a protein of 189 amino acids.
UGCACGCUAUAUCUAGUGUGGGUACAAUAACAGCUAGGCAGCUUUAUUUAUUUUCGGCUUGCAAGACUGUGCCCCCCUUCCCGUCCUGUAAGACGAAAGUGAUCUACGGUCUUUCAGGUCAUUUUCCGGUCUGCAAGGUGAGGAAAUACCAUGCAGCUAAGUUAGGGAAAGGUGUGGCAGCAUGCUUGGCCUGUCGGAUUUUGGUCAUCUGUUAUUUUUUAUUAUGAUUGUUUUCUUUCCGUUUUGGGUCCAUCGAAGCGACGAGCCGGUCCCGUUUCGUUGCAACCGUUGUCAUUUUGGAGGGCUUCGCCUAUUCCUUGGCGUGAGCAUGGCCCCGGUCUCCCUCCCUGCCCUACAAUCUGUAGAUCUUUGGGGGAAGUCAGACUAAGUCUAAAACUAGGAUAGAACUACCUAGACAUCGGGGUGCUUAUAAGUGAUCUCUUGUCACCACUUGUCAGCAUUCUUGAUAUCUUCUUCAUUUUCUGUAUCUGAGUUUUCAGCUCCAAAACAACUCAAGGCAGUCUUGUCUCACAUAGGACAAAAACACACGCUUCAUAUAACACCCACCCUAUACAUACAUACAUACAUAGCUACACCCAGUCAGAGUCUAUACUUGCAUACGCCCAAGAACUCUCGAAACAACCCAAACCCAAACUUCAACCUAGCAUGGUAGCCAUCAACACCGCCGUCGUCCGCACUUACCUCGAGAGCCGCUCUCCCCUCCCCAAGGGCGGUGGCGGUUCCAGCGGUGGCAGCCGCAGCAGCUCCUCGAGGUCGUCGUCCAGCAAGUCCUGGAGCAGCAACAACAAUAGGGCCAACCGCGGCUAUUACGGCGGCGGCGUUGCCGGAGGUAGUGGCGGUGGCGGCGGCACCCUGCCAGUCUGGGCCAUCGUGCUGAUCGUGGUCGGCGUGUUUGUGGCCAUCCUGCUGAUCGUCAUCUGCAUCGGCCGUCACAAGAAAAAGCGCAACGAGCGAAACGAACAGCUGAGGGAGGAGAACGAGGCCCUGAGGGGCAUCCCGUCCUCGCCCGUCGCCGGGGACUCGUAUACCCACGCCGACGACGACGGCUACCGCAACGACGCUGCCGCCGCGCCCAGCAUGAGCCACCGCAACUCGGAUCCCGACUCCAUCAUGCUGCUGCAGCCGGCCUCGGUUGCCCUCGCUUCCAACGCUGACUACUACGCCCCGCCGCCGCCAUCCUACGCGGCCGCGACCAAGAACAAGCCUCAGAGUUGACUAGCAGACCAGUCAAUGUCUGUUCCGCCUGCGGCGAUUGUCAGACGCUAGAGAUUGUAAAAACAAACAAAACCCUAAGCGCCGGCUGUUGGGCUCCGAUCAACCUCGGAGAUAAUCUGAUCCGCAGCCAUUUUGAUACCCCCGAUAUUGAUAAGAGACGGAGAUUGGAUAGUACUGACCAAGGAAUGGUUUGCUCGGGAAUCAGUACGACGCCCUGUCUCUUAAGCCGCAAUCAGAUGACGGCAUGAAGCAUGUAACUUUACUAUUUUUGUUGUAUAUAAUUAGACCUUGUAACAUUCUAUAGCGGACACCACGACUGUAAUGAUAAACUGUCAAUGCCACCGCUCGCGAUCAGCAUAGCCAUGCGAACCGAGAGCAUUAAAUACACAAACGUCGGGUGCAAAAGAAUAAAUGGC